UACUUGACUACGUGACGUGCGAGUGAAUUGUAUGCUGGGAUAUGCCACGUUGUUAGCGCAUGCGUUGUAGGCGAGUCACUCGCUACCAUCAACAUGAAUUACUUCCGAAAGGUUUUAGGAACUCCUCAAGGUGGCAAUCAACCAUCCAGUGCUGAGACGAUUGAAAGACUCUGUGAUAGAGUUCAGUCUUCGACAUUAUUGGAAGAUCGACGAGAUGCUGUCCGUGCCCUUAAAUCAUUAUCAAAGAAAUAUGCUCUGGAGGUUGGAACUCAGGCAAUGGAUAUCCUUAUCAAAGUGCUGGAGACUGACAGGAGUGACGCCGAGAUUAUUGGUUAUUCUCUGGACACACUUUGUAACAUAAUGUCAAAUGAACCUUCAGAUGAUGAUUCUAUGUCACUGACAGAAGAUGAAUUGUCAAAUCACAUUCCAGAUGACUUAGGGGGUCAGUUCACUGAAAUUUUUAUAAAGUCCACAGAGAAUGUCACACUAUUACUAUUGCUAUUGGAAGAAUAUGAUUUUCAUGUUCGUUGGCCAAUUGUGAAGUUAUUGACAAUUCUUCUUACAAACAAAAGUAAAGAAAUUCAAGAAAUCAUUUUGAUAAGUCCCAUGGGAGUUUCUAAACUGAUGGAUCUUUUGUCUGAUAGUCGAGAAAUUAUUAGGAAUGAUGCGCUGCUUUUACUGAUUCAGCUCACUAAAGGCAAUGCAAAUAUUCAGAAGAUUGUUGCUUUUGAGAAUGCUUUUGAGAGAUUGCUGGAUAUUAUCAGAGAAGAAGGAAAUAGUGAUGGAGGUAUUGUUGUGGAAGACUGUCUGUUACUGAUGCUGAACCUAAUGAAGACUAACACAUCAAACCAGAAUUUUUUCAAGGAAGGAAGUUACAUUCAAAAACUGACCCCAUAUUUUCAACUUGAAUCUUCUUCUCAGUCAGCUGGUUGGUCAGCCCAGAAAGUUACCAACAUCCAUCUUAUGUUUCAACUAGUCCGAACCCUCGUCUCUCCUAACAACCCACUCAAUCAAACAGCAGCUUGUCAGAAAGUUAUGAACUCCUGCAAUUUGUUGAAGCAGUUAUGUACUAUACUAAUGGCCAGUGGUGUUCCGGCAGAUGUCCUAACAGCGACCAUCAAUACUGUGUCUGAAAUAAUUCGAGGAAACUUAGCCAACCAAGAGUUUUUUGCAUCUGUGAUGGCACCAUCAAAACCACCUAGACCUGCCAUUGUGGUUCUGUUGAUGUCUAUGGUGAAUGAAAAACAACCUUUUGUCCUACGAUGUGCUGUUCUCUACUGCUUCCAGUCUUUCUUAUUCAAGAAUGAAGUUGGCCAAUCUCAGAUUGUGCAAACACUUCUACCCACAACUGCUGAUGGUGAGAGAAGCAAUCACGUGAAUACCAUCACAGCUGGACAACUUCUGUGUGGUGGCUUGUUCAGUGGCGACUCAUUAUCAAACUGGUUUGCUUCAGUUGCUCUCCUGCAUGCCAUUUUAGAGAACAAUACACAACGAGAACAAUUACUUAGAGUACAGUUGGCUACAAGUCUUGGUAAUCCACCAGUAUCUUUGUUACAACAAUGCUGUAACAUGUUGGCACAAGGUGGAAAACUGCAGACACGCAUUGGACUUUUAAUGUUAUUGUGUGGCUGGUUAUCUGACUGUUCUAUUGCUGUUACUCAUUUUCUUUGCAAUACAGCUAAUGUGCCUUACCUGAUUGCUCAGAUUUCAGCAUCUGAAGGAGAAGAACAAGAACAACUUGUCCAAGGCCUCUGUGCUUUUCUUUUGGGGAUCAGUGUACUUUUCAAUGAUGACCAGAAUGAAACUUUUAACAAGGAUUCUUUGUGCAAAAUCAUUGCUAACCGUAUUGGGAUGGAAACAUUUAUUGAUAAACUAUCUCAGGUGACAAAGAAUGAAAGUUACACAAAAGCAGCAAAGAAAGCUCACCUUAAUUACAAACAUCCAAAUGAAGUGAUCUUUGACUAUGAGUUCACACGUCUAUUCAAAUCGUUGGAAAAUGAAGUUUUAAGAGCAGUAUCUGUGUCUGACAGCAAAGGGAAAACUGGUCUCUCUGCUAGUAUACAUGAACAUAGUAGUAUUGUGAUUCAAUACAAAGAAUUGAUUAGAGAGCAAGAUUUACAAUUGAAUGAAUUACGGAAAGAAUUGAAAGGAUAUAAGUCUCAAAGUGAUUCCAAUAAAGAAGAAUUUGAGGAAUCAAAGCAACAAAUCCAGCAGUUGAAAGACCAGAAUGCUGUUUUGAAAGCUCAGAAAGGAAGUCAAGAUGGGAAGAAUGAAAUAGCCCAAUUAAAACAAGAAAUUGAAACAUUACAAACAAAACUAAAAACCAAAGAUGAUGAAAUGAAACAAAUUUCAGCUGAACUGAUUGCAGCAAAAGCUGCUUGUGUAAAUCUUAAUGAGUUAACUAGUGAAGAAAACAAAGAAAACUGUCCAACGGAAACAGCCCGACUACAUGCUAGUAUCCAACAGUUAUCUUCUGAACUCAGUGAACUUCGGCACACGGUUGCAGCAAAAGAUGAACAAAUAAAGGCAACACUUUCACAAAAGGAACAGCUUGAGAAAAUGUUAGAGUUCCAAAUGUCAUUGCAGAAGUCUGACAGCAAGGAUGAGACUUCAUCAGCCUCUGAAGAAAGACUGAUUGCUCUCGAUGAACAAGUUAAAACAGUGCAGAAUGAAAAAGCUUCUUUACAAACACGUUUAACAAAAUCAAAUGAUGAAAAUUUAAAACUUUUGGAUAAGAUCAAGAAAUUGGAAGAGGAGAAAACUGCACUAAAUAAUGAAAAGGCUAAUGUAUUGGCUGAUACUGAAUCACUGAAGAAGGAACAGGAUGAUCUUUUGGUGCUGCUAUCUGAGCAAGAUGGCAAAAUUGAAGAAUACAAAGAGAAAUUAAAAGAGCUUGGAUGUGUUAUUGAAGAUGACGAUGACGAGGAUGAUGAUGAUCUCGAUGUUGUUGAUCUCGAAUAUGGUCCUGAUGAGAGUGAUGAUGACAAAGAUUCAUGAUAUAACAGCAAAUGCCAUGAUGUACUGUACUAAUAAAAAAAAAAAUCUUCCAUGAGAUCCAGUUGAUCCAUUCUAAACUGUUUGUCUUAUUAUCAAAGUAGGAUUCACUUUACCCCUCACUUAACACAUUCACUCACAGACAUUUAAACUCUCACACAAACGAUGUGAUGUUUGUUUAGCAAAAGGACACAAUGUGAUAUUCCACUAACAUCUAUCAGAAAAUGUUCAAUAAAUCAAUUCCAGUGUUUUGUGAGAGAAAAGUCCAAUCAAUUUUUUUUUUUUUUUUGGGAGUUGUUACUACUAUCAAUGACUGCUUCUGGUUGAGGGUUUCCUUGGUAACUGUGACAGCUACUCUGUUAAAAGUUCUUCUCAUCUCUCUCUUUCCUAAUUCAGUUUUUUAUGUGAACAUCUUUACUGUUUAGCCCUCUGAAGGUCGCUCACUUGUUGUAUAUUCUACAACCAAGUGUAGACAGAUCCUGUUCACAACAUUGUGCAUACAUACAGGCCUCCACAUGGUGACAUUGUCUGUAUAUUCAACCCGCCAUACUGCGCCACAUCUGAUAGAGUUCCACAACACAUCUCUAAAUGAAGUUACAAAAUGAUAUGAUGUGACCAACUUCUAUAUUAAUUUGUUUCAUAAAUAUUUACAAAAGUUGCUUCAUUCUUUUAUCCUUUCUUUCAAUAAUUGUACAAAAUUUCAGCUACAUUUUCUUGUCGGUUUUUUUUGUGUUUUUUUAAAAUACUUGAGUUUGAAAGAAAAUGAGUUUCUAAUUAGCUACUAAGUUUGUCUAUAAGUUAUUUGCUGAAUCAGUUAUUUUUUAUUCUUGAUUUUGAAAAGUUGCUAAGAGAGUUGACUGCUAUUGUUCUUAUUAUUCUUACUCCUGGGUUCAAAUCCUGCUAUGGUCGGCUCUGUCUUUCAGCCUUCCAAGCUUUGAUGAAAUACAUACCAGUCAAAUACUGGAGUCAAUAUAACCUUACUAUACCUUCCAGCAAAAUCUGUGGCCAUGUGCCUAUGAUAGAAGCCUAUGUACUUAGUUCCCUUCUAUUCAGCUGUUUUAAAAUUCUCUUUUAUUCCCUCUUACUAAAUUAACAAAACUAUUUCUUCCUUAAGUAAUAUAUUCUUGAUUAUUAUAUACCUCUGCAAUAUUACUACUGUUAUUACUAAAAGGAAAUAUAUUUUUGAGAACUUUAUUCAUUGUUUUCAUUGACCUUUCCAACAUAUAGAAAAAUAAAUCUUGUUAAUUAAUGGCUUGAACUAAUAUUAUAUAAAAAAAACAAAAUCUUCAUUUUGUUUUUCCUCUUAUAAAAAAAAUAUCAAUAUUGUUUCUAGUUAAUAAGAAUGUUUGGACGUAUUGGCAUACACUUAAGUUGUAUCAGCAACUUGUUCAUUUCCAAUUGUAUGCUCUUCAUUCUUUUGUAUGUAUGUAUGUGUGUGUGUGUGCAGACACAAACGACACACAUUUAUUUCUGUCAUCUUUUAACAUUAGACUUUUCUCUCUUAUUAUCUCAGUUAUUCAGGUUAUUUCAAAACACGUUUCUCUCUGUUCUCACUCUUAUUUUGCACACUGUACUUCAUUAUGUUCAAGUUAGGAGAAUCGUUAGAGCAGUGGGGGGAAAAAAAACAAAAAAAAAACAAUACUAUGCAGUGUUUGUUCCAGCUCUUUACAUUCUGGGUUCAAAUCCUGCUGGGGUCAACUUUGCCUUUCAACCUUUUAGGGCUGAUAAAAUAAAGUACCAGUUGAGUAUUGAGGUCUGUGGCAUCGACUAACACCCACUCUCUCUAAAAAUUGUUGGCCUUGUGCCUAAAUCAGAAACAAUUAUGUUUAUUGUCUUUUACAUAUUUGUCCUUGGUAUAGUUCAGUUUUCAUUAUAUCUUAAUUACUUAGAUAUAUCACCUCUUUAUAUAAAUGUGUGUGUGUGUGUGUGUGUAUAUAUAUAUGCAUACACACAAAUACAUACAUGUAAGUAUAUAUAUAUGUAUGUAUGUAUAGAAACACAUACAUGCACACACACACAUGCAUACCUCUGCCCAUACAUAUUUAUAACUUUGCAUCAUUAAUUAUAUUUAUUUUUAUUGUAUUUCUGUUUUACAUCCAUCACUCCAUGUUAACAUUACUGAAAUGGAUUUUGGCAAAUCUAAAUAUUUGCAUCAAGUAUUUUCUAUGUGAGUGUGUGUGUGUAUGUGUGUUUACAAUUAGAUGCUCUUCCUGACAUUAAUCCAGUCAACUGUAAAUUAAAGAAGUGUUAUCUAAAAGCCAAAGUUGUAAAUUCAGUCUCCAACGAUAUAUAAAUGUUUACAUUUACAAAACCAUUUCCCCGUAUGAAUGAUAGCAAUGGAAAAAUGGGUUUAAAACUUUGAAAAAUAGGAGGGGCGGGGCAGGGGGAAUAUAAAAAUGAUAGAAGCUUUAUUUUGUACAAAAGUGCUGGGUCUAGCAUCAAAUACUGGUUGAUAUUAAGAUUGCCCUGAUAUGGCCCUGUUGAAGUGCCUAGAGCAGUGUUAGAGUUGUUCUGAUUUUCACUGAAUAAAAUACACCAAAUCCUCCAUUUAUUGGAAAA
Molecule: messenger RNA, 5553 nt
Organism: Octopus sinensis (East Asian common octopus)
Lineage: Eukaryota; Metazoa; Mollusca; Cephalopoda; Octopoda; Octopodidae
Product: general vesicular transport factor p115
Exons: 23
Coding region: 94-2997 (967 amino acids)
Biological process (GO): transcytosis; endoplasmic reticulum to Golgi vesicle-mediated transport; intracellular protein transport
Cellular component (GO): Golgi membrane; cytoplasm; ER to Golgi transport vesicle membrane
Source: RefSeq, a predicted model, not a curated record